This is a messenger RNA of Panthera uncia (snow leopard), 1642 nucleotides long. RefSeq names its product M-phase phosphoprotein 6 (gene MPHOSPH6). NCBI's taxonomy places the organism in Eukaryota, Metazoa, Chordata, Mammalia, Carnivora, Felidae. The transcript is spliced from 7 exons. The coding region runs from base 630 to 1061 and encodes 143 amino acids. Gene Ontology annotation, biological process: maturation of 5.8S rRNA. The record is from RefSeq and is a predicted model, not a curated record.
CCUGGGAUUGGCGACCCGGCCGGGGCCGAGGCGGCGGGCGCGCGGGGCCACUGGGGAGGCCACGGAGGGCCUCCAGUUCGGACGUUCAUUCAUUCAUUUAGCGCUGGCUCUGCUUUAGGCACCGGGAACUAGGUUACAAAUCCGGCGGCUUCCCUCAUAAAGCGCGCGGACAGAUAGGACAGACCACGUAAGGAAGCAGGGUGGCGCAGCACUAAGUGAGGUGAUGCUCAGAGCCCCGGGAGCCCUGGGAACUUACUUGCGCUUGGGCAGGAACGGGCCCUCAGAGUCUUCUUUGACUUCUCGUUUAUAAUCAGAGCAGUGGAGUGGAUUGGCAAAGCAGGUACAUCAAAUGAAGAUACGCUGAGUAAGACUUUGACCAAAGAUCUGACUCAAGAGUUAGGAAGGAAGAAGUUACCUUAAAAAAGUAUCAACCCCUACCCUAGUGGUUGGGAAAGACUCAACAGGACAUUGGAAGCAAAGAAAAGGGGGGAGAAGGUUACACAUAUUUUCUAGAGCCCCUACUAUGCAUCAUUCAUCAUGCUAAAAGUGAGGAAGGAGACAAUCUAGACAAAGUCCCUGCCCUCAAGGUCUCCAGAAGAGGCAGAUGCUCAAGGAAUUAAAAUGUGUUCAUGCAAAGGGGACUGGACUCAGAGACCAAGAGACAACUAGAAGAGGAAGAAAAGAAAAUCAUUAGUGAAGAGCACUGGUACUUGGAUUUGCCAGAGCUUAAAGAAAAGGAGUGUUUCAUAAUAGAAGAGCAGAGCUUCUUGUUAUGUGAAGACCUUCUCUAUGGAAGAAUGUCAUUCAGAGGAUUUAAUCCGGAGGUUGAGAAAUUAAUGCUUCAGAUGAACUCCAAGAACAAAACAGAGGAAGUUGAAAGUGAAACAGUGGAGCUCGAUGUAUCAGAUGAAGAAAUGGCUAGAAGAUAUGAGACCUUGGUGGGGACAAUUGGAAAAAAGUUUGCCAAGAAAAGAGACCGGGUCAACUAUGAAGAAGAUGAAAAUGGACACGUAAAACCAACAGUUAAAGUAAAGAAGAUGUUCUUAAAGCCCCAGGAUUGAAGUGGAUGCUUUAAGACAGAGCUCAGGGGUGCCUCAUGAGGGUUAGUGUAUUAUGGAACUCAUUCUGAUGGCUUCUCUGUAGUUAUUCAAACUGUGAUGUUUACAUGUAAAGAGGUGGAUAAUUUUGGAAACAUGCCAUUUUUGAAACGGAUAUGUGGUGGAUGUUAUACAUCCUUUGCUUCAUGGUGUUCAUCAAGAAUGGAUUUUUAGCCUUCGAGUUUCAAAUGUACAUAGGGAUGUGGCUGCUUCCGAAAGACUUUUUGACUUCAGAUUUUUUUUUUAAUGGAGCUCUCUUGUCACUGACCUUGAAUUGGCACAUAUAAAUUAAACCAGUGUUUAAGUUGCCCUUAUGUUUCUAUUUUACUUUAAAUUAUGAAUCAUGCCAAGCCAAUGUAUACAUACAUUCUGGAAUCAAACAUAAUGAGGGUUUAUUAUAUAUAGAUUCAUUAAGAGCAAACAUGCCUCUCCAGCCUACAGUACUUGCAUGCUACCGAGUCAUUGUUGGUUUGUGGAAUUAUUGGUUUUUGUUUAAAGCUUUUACUUAAUAAAAAAAAAAUUAUUCUCUAAUAAAUUAAAUUUUC